GAUAUACACCGUGUGCAGCUACAUCAUCUUCAUCAUUGUGUCUCCUGCGUAUGGUGCCCACGCAGAUAUUCUGGGACCUUCGAAUAUCGUAAGAGAAGUAAGCGCAGGCGUGGGCCAGAUUGGCGGCGAAAGUAUUUAAGAAGUCAACGGGCCUUCGAGAAGGCCACUUGCUCUGUAAACUGUCACCUACAUAUUAUAUCAGUACAUAUAGAUAGUAUAUACAGCACUCCUCGAAGAGUCCUGGUGAACUACUCCCACCCUGACAAUCAUUACCGCGCUCUGCUAAGGUAGUGCGCUAAUAUCUACUAGCGACAGAAGUACAGAAGUGCCAGUCGAAUUCAGUGCUCGGUUUUGAACAGGUCGCGAUCGAUGAACUCCGUCUGCACGACGUUAGUGUAACGUGACUUGUUGUAAGGUACCGAAAUCGAUCGGGAUAUACCCGAUGACAAGAUCCAGGUACCAGGUGUAAUUUGCAAUUAGUCUAUCUUGUUGUCCCGGCUACGAAGUACUAUUUGUGUUUUAAUGUUAAUUGAAUUCCUGGCGCUGGAACGUUUUUAGGCGGAACCCGGUACUUUUCAUUAAAUAGCAUGGAAGAACUUGAAGUACAGCAGGAAUCACGAGACAGGCUGGGUAAAUUGACAUUUACACCGCCGCCGAUGAAGAAGUCCGAUACCCGGGAUAGUAUAUCGUCUGUGGAUAGUGAUCUGAGUCUGACUUUUGACCGCAGAGGAUCACGAGGUGAAGAAGCCGAUCUUUCUGACAGCGCAAGUUCAGAUUCUGAAAAUAAGAUAUCUGAGAAGAGAGUAGUGGACGAGGGUACCGUAUCUUUUGAAGAUAUUGUGGCACGUACUCCUGGUGAAGUUCCUGAUAAUAGUGAAAAGAUCACUGCUAAAGAGAGUCAAGGUCAGGCACCUGCAGAUGAGGAAUUCAUACCGCCCAGUGAUGAACUUGCCGAUAAGAUUUGCGCCCAGGUUGAGUUCUACUUCAGUGAUGAAAAUAUUGUCAAAGAUGCGUUUCUUCUAAAGCAUGUAAAGAGAAACAAAGAAGGUUAUGUUUCGCUGAAGCUCAUCUCUAGCUUCAAGAGAGUCAAACACCUUAGCAGGGAUUGGCGUGUUGUUGGUGCUGCUCUCGCUAGGUCUAAGAAGCUUGAGGUGAAUGAACCAGGGACCAAACUUAGAAGAUUGGAUCCGUUACCGCCAUUCGAUCAGACGGCUCCUUCAAGGACGGUAUUAGCUGCUAGACUACCCGUUGAAAAACUUUCUGUAGAAGCUGUUGCUGAACUCUUUAGACCAUGUGGUGAAAUUGCACUGAUCAGGAUACUCAGACCAGGUCACCCAGCACCUGCUGAGGUGCGCCAAGCCAUCGCCAAGAGACCAGAAUUGGCGUCUAGUGAAGAAUGCGCGCUUGUUGAGUUCACGGAUUCUGCGUCUGCGCGAGCGGCUCUUAGGAUGGACUUUGGUGAUGCCAGGAUUUAUGAACUGCAACAACCUAGUGAUAAGAAGAAGAAACAGCAAACCUCAUCAACGAAGAAAAAUACCGUGGCUAGACUAGCCAGAGAAGAGGCCUGUCAUUCUUCAAGUUGUGCCAGUGGUUCUGAAGCUGAAGAUAGUAGAACCCGACAUAGGAGACCCAUUCACAAUCAUCCAGUUUAUCCCAUGUAUCCGGGACACGCUUAUCAAAGUCCACCUUCCCCAGAAGCCUGGCUUUCUCGUAGACUGUCUUCAUGUUCCAUGUCUGGAUCAGAAAAUGGUUACAUACUUCGUAGGCUAUCCUCAUGUUCUGGCUCAGGAUCAGAUACUGGAAGUUUUAGCAGAAGGUUCUCAACAUGUUCAUCAGGUUCCGAAAAUGGGAACUACUAUCAUCAUAUGUAUUCUUCACCAUACUAUCCUCAAAGUAGGAGAUCAUCAUGCUGUCCAGCUACUGGCACUACUAAUUUUCCUGACUGUAAUGGUGGUACAGGAUUCAAUCCAGGAAGACGAGGAUCUGCAGACUGUGGACCAUUCCUCCGCAGACUAUCUGCCUGUAGUCGCGAUUCAGGUUUUGAUGCAACAACUAGAAGAUUCUCUUCAUGUUCUUCUUCUGGUUCAGAAAGUGGCUUCUUUGUAAGAUCUAGGAGUAACAGUGGUUUGGUAAUGGCCCACUUACCUGAAAAUAUAACUAGGAUGCCAUCAGGUCCUGAUGGUACUCGUGGUUUUGGAAGACCACUCCAAACAAAAAUAAACCAUCACCUUCAUCAAGUUACGACCCUACCACCUAUUACAAAUGCUGUACCUGCAGCAAAUCCUAUUGAUGGAAUGACUUGUUAGAUUUAACUUAUUUAUUUCACCUAGUGAGUUCUUUAGAAGGUACUAAGAUCAGAAUUAUUUCUUUGUUUAUGAUUAUGCGAGUACCAGGAAGUUAUUGUUAUUUAUUCACAUCAGGUUUAUUUAUUCCUUUCAAAUUUUCUAUUUGAUUAAACAAUGUAUAGUUAGUACAAAACCUCUAUCGUGUGGUUUAUACUGUUCAAAAAAAUAUAUAUACAUGCAUUAAU
This is a messenger RNA of Cephus cinctus (wheat stem sawfly), 2530 nucleotides long. It is a transcript of the gene Achl, whose product is annotated as la-related protein 6. Gene Ontology annotation, cellular component: nucleus. Bases 588 to 2306 code for a protein of 572 amino acids. Gene Ontology annotation, molecular function: mRNA binding. NCBI's taxonomy places the organism in Eukaryota, Metazoa, Arthropoda, Insecta, Hymenoptera, Cephidae. Gene Ontology annotation, biological process: RNA processing. The transcript is spliced from 4 exons. The record is from RefSeq and is a predicted model, not a curated record.